AGCCAUUUUGGCCCAGGUAUCUUGCAGAGGGCGCCCCGCUCCGCUUGAGGCACGCAGAGCGGGGUCUUUUUUCCUUUCUUGAAGGUGCCAAUCGCUACAACAAUAUUUUAAUCAUUCGCCAUGUCGGCUUGGUUCGACAGGAGCACUCGUCAUUGGAGUCGUUUCUUGUGCAGGAGGUGCGAGUGGAACGAUGCACUGCGACAUGACUUCGUGUGCGGGACAUUUGCUUUGGCAAUCUCACCAUGUUCAGAGCCAAUUUCGGUUGCUGAUCAUCUCAUCGGGGCCAAGGAGGGCAUGGCCGACCCCGAGAUGAAGAAUCUGCUCAAGGGUCGGAUCGAGGUUUUCCAGAAGCAGUUCAAGUCUGGUGCAACUUCUCCCAAUGGUGCGACCAGCUACCAGAAGACGGACAGCCACUGGAAGGGUUGUAAUUAUAAACGUGAUCAAGUGGUGGCCGAUGUUCCCAGGCUACAGCAGGUGUUGGACACAGCCGCGGCCGAGGAGAAGACGGCGGCGGAGUCUUUCGCUCCGGCUGCUCUCGCCAAGCUGAGAGCCGAGCGCAAUAUGUUGGGAUCCAAAGCGCUUUGCCCCCAUCGGACGGUUUUUACCUAACAGCGAAGACUGAUAGGUUUCUAAUAGGGUCAAAAGAGAGCAUCUGAUGACUCCCCAGGGGGGUCCGGGCGGCAUCCGGGGAGCUGGGUCCGAAUUCGCUUUUCGCAAACAGUCACACACUUCGUGCUCUUCGACCUCCCAGAACUCCAUUCCCGGGCCACAUUCUGAAU
Prorocentrum cordatum is the source of this 779-nucleotide messenger RNA. NCBI's taxonomy places the organism in Eukaryota, Dinophyceae, Prorocentrales, Prorocentraceae. The record is from the annotation of a GenBank genome assembly.